GAGGAGGCGGCAGGAGGAGGAGGAGGAGGGGCGGCGCGGGCCGCAGCGAGCUGGCUGGGUUCGGCGCGGCUGCCCCUGAACAUGGCGGCGGCGGAGGCGGCAGCUGCUCCGGGUGGCGGAGGGUGCUCGCCGGCGGGCAGCGGCUCGGUGCCCGUCCUCUUCUGCUUCUCCGUCUUCGCGCGGCCUUCCAGCGUGCCCCACGGCGCCGGCUACGAGCUGCUGAUCCAGAAGUUCCUCAGUCUCUACGGGGACCAGAUAGACAUGCACCGCAAGUUCGUGGUGCAGCUCUUCGCUGAGGAGUGGAGCCAGUACAUAGACCUGCCCAAGGGCUUCCUGGUCAGUGAGCGCUGCAAGGUGCGCCUGGUGCCGCUGCAGAUACAGAUGACUACUUUGGGCAACCUGACACCCUCAAGCACUGUGUUUUUCUGCUGUGAUAUGCAAGAGCGAUUCCGGCCUGCCAUCAAGUACUUCGGUGAUAUCAUCAGCGUGGGCCAACGACUGCUCCAGGGUGCACGGCUAUUAGGAAUUCCAGUUAUUGUAACUGAACAGUAUCCCAAAGGACUUGGCAGCACUGUGCAAGAGAUUGAUUUAACAGGAGUUAAACUUGUGCUUCCCAAAACAAAAUUUUCAAUGGUGCUGCCAGAAGUCGAAGCAGCAUUAGCAGAAAUCCCUGGAGUCCGCAGCGUUGUCCUGUUUGGAGUAGAAACUCAUGUCUGCAUCCAGCAAACAGCAUUGGAAUUAAUUGGCAGAGGUCUGGAAGUUCAUAUUGUAGCUGAUGCCACCUCAUCAAGAAGUAUGAUGGACAGAAUGUUUGCUCUUGAGCGUCUUGCUCGUACUGGAAUUAUAGUUACUACUAGCGAAGCUAUAUUGCUGCAACUAGUAGCUGAUAAAGAACAUCCAAAAUUCAAAGAAAUCCAGAAUCUCAUUAAGGCAAGUGCCCCUGAGUCAGGGCUCCUUUCCAAAGUUUAAAGGGGAUGUAGAGGAAGCGGAUCUCAUUGUCAUCUUUAAGGAGGAAGGAAAGCUGUAAGCGCACAUGUACACCUUCUUUCAUGCAAAGUUUGGUAGCAGUGUAAAAUUAAAAAUUGACAUACUCUUGCUUGCCUUAGCAAAUUGUCUGGUUAUACAUCUGGGUGCCAGUAUGUUCUGUUUAAUUACAGCUGUCAGCCAUAGGACCCUUUUGUUGUCAAAUUUCCUUAUUUAUUUAAAAAACAAAAAUUAACAGAGGUGCCUGCUAGUCUACACUAUACACUGAUUGUAACAGCUCCAAAAAAGUGCAUAUUUGUGUGACACGUCCUGAUUGUGCACUUUGUAAAAGCAUUCUGUGAUAUUCUGGUUUACUUUUGUAUUAAUAGAGGAUAAUUACUUAUUGGAUAAAUGUGAUGUGAUAUGCUUUAAUGUUCCAUGUAAAUGAAGUAUUUUAAUAGGGCAUAAGUUAAAACUGAGUAAGAUAUAUGGACUACAUGUGCGCUUUUGUUCUCUGGGAUAAAAUUUAAGUGCUUUGCUUCAUAGACAAGACAUAGAUCAAGCAGCAGCUGAUGUUUGAUUGCUCUCAGUAGCUGAAGCCUGCAUCGUGACUUUCGAUUAUUCUAAAAUUGACUGCCCAACCCUGUACUUCACUUAAAUGUACACAAACAGAAAACUAUCGUUUAAUGAGUUCUUUAUGAACAACUGGUGUAAAGCCCUUCAGAACUAGCAGAUUACCAAAACUUUAAAUAAAUUGGCAAUGCGAAGGAUGUUAAAGAACAAAAGCUGUAUUUAGAUUUAAAUUAGGAAUUUUUUAACGCCAUUUCAGUUAGAUUGAAUAAUUCCAUCUGAUUUACUCAUUUGGCCAAGCAAGCUCUGAAAGAAACCUUAGCUUCUCUAGGUUUUUGCACCUUUUUUGUGGGUUGCAGCUGGGAGGAGUUUGAAUGGAAUCUGGCCUGAAAGCAUUCUUCAGAAAAAUAACAUCUUUACUUUAAUGAUACAUAUAUUUUCUAUCUAGAACCAAUCUUUUAACACAUUAUUGUUCAAACACUUCAUUCAUGUUCCAGUGGUUUAAACAAUGUUGUAUAUAGUUUACAGUGUGACUGAGACAUUUAUUUUUUUAAAAAAGUACUAGAAGAUGUCAUACUGAACACUGAUCUUUUUGGUAGAAAACCAAUUAAAGUACAUGUAUUGUUUUAAAUUGCUUAUUUUCCCCACAAGAUGGCUCUAAAAGAAUUGUUUCAGAGAGUUAACCUUUAUAUGUUCAAAACAAAUAAAAUGUUAACAUUUGCUGUCUCUCUUACGCUUGUGAUAUUUAUUGAAGAGCAGAUCCCGAAAGCUGUGUUUGCCAUGGACCUUAUUCUGUUUUGUGCAGCUGUGGAAAUUCUAUAGAUGUCAUGGGAAUUUUGUGUAAAGAUCAAGGGUGGAUAAUGUCUAAUAAUUCUUGUCUUCUGUGUCUAGUUACAGUGUUACUUAGUGCUCCAGAACAUGAGGAAUGAGCGUUAUGCUUCACGUUGGAGGCAGGGAGGCAAGUUGAGUUGAAGAGCCAUUGUCCUAUAUCACUGACCUACUUUUUACCUUCUUUUCUGGUAUAUUAAUCACGUUGCCUAGCAGUAUAAAGUCCACUUAAAUAAAUCAGCAGCUGUGCACAAAAAUACAAUAGAUUUCUUAUGAAAUAAUGGUUUUAUUGCUUUCUUACCUUUAUGUGUUGAUGGCAUCUAGAAUUAGUAAUGGAAGAAAAAAUUGUAACAGUGUUUUUUACACAUUUCUUUUUGGAACAGUAUAAAUUUCCUCCAUAACAAAUACAUGUGUUUUUAAGAUAUAAUUGUGUUUGUUACUAAAAAUUAACCAUUUUUAUACAAACAUAAGUUGGAAGACAGGUGUCACAAGUUCCUUCGCACAUAGUCCUUUCCUAACUAAGUUUUUUACCACAAGGGGAAUCAUUUGGUAGUAAGAUGGCACUAGAGAAGAAUCUAUAAAAUACGUUGAUAUUCUCUGUGAUUAUUUUCUUUUUUUGUAUUUGCAUAGCCUUCUGUGGCAAACUGGAUUUUUGUCAGGGUUAUUAAUUUGUAGUUUUUUUCCAUAAGCUUGAAAAAUAGGAUUGCAGAAAUACCCAGUGUUAUGCUAUAAAGCUGAGUUCUUAGAUGUGAUUUUAGGGGCAGAAUGAUUGAAGUCUUUCUCCUUCAUUAGAUGGUGGUGUGUCCUGGUUUCAGCUGGGAUAGAGUUAAUUUUCUUCCUAGUAGCUGGUAUAGUGAUGUGUGUGGGAUUUAGUAUGAGAAUAAUGUUGAUAACACACUGAUGUUUUAGUUGUUGCUGAGCAGUGCUUACACUAGUCAAGGACUUUCCAGCUUCCCGUGCUCUGCCGGCUGCACAAGAAGUUGGGAGGGGACACGGCCUGUACAGGUGACCCAAACUGGCCAAAGUGAUAUUCCAUACCAUGUGACAUCAUGCUCAGUAUAUAAUCUAGUGGGAGCUGGCUGGGGGAGGACCGCUGCUCGGGGACUGGCUGGGCAUUGGUCGGUGGGUGGUGAGCAAUUGCACUGUGCAUCAGUUAUUUUGUAUAUUCUUUUAUCAUUAUGAUGAUGAUGACGAUUUUCCUUUCCUUUUCUGUCCUAUUAAACUGUCUUUAUCUCAA
Molecule: messenger RNA, 3598 nt
Organism: Phalacrocorax carbo (great cormorant)
Lineage: Eukaryota; Metazoa; Chordata; Aves; Suliformes; Phalacrocoracidae
Source: RefSeq, a predicted model, not a curated record